Molecule: messenger RNA, 1463 nt
Organism: Acyrthosiphon pisum (pea aphid)
Lineage: Eukaryota; Metazoa; Arthropoda; Insecta; Hemiptera; Aphididae
Exons: 3
Coding region: 635-1138 (167 amino acids)
Source: RefSeq, a predicted model, not a curated record
CUUGAGUGAAUUAAUAUUUGUCUACCUUUGGAGGUACGAAAGCUUACAAAUAUGUCUUUUGAUCUUGCAGAUAAAUAUUUCGUAAUCAAAUAUAGAAUCUGGUAGUAGAGUACUCUGUACUAUUAUUUUUCGAAAUAUAAUUGGUCGAAAUGGUAACGUUAUAUUAUACUUACGGGUUUGUAUGAGUUAUACCGAUUGUUUGAAACCUAGUAAACCCAUUUUAGUUAAGUAUAAAAUCUGAAUUAGAUUCGUGGCCAUCCCCCAUCACAGACAAUGAUCAACUUUAUAGGUUUAAUUACCAGGAAAACUAAUUUUUUGCUACUUUUUUUUAAUUCCAUGGAUCUGUAUCAGUAUUAUUAGAGUUCAAUAGACAGCACUUAGACUGUAGUUUUAUAUUUGUUGCGCUAUAUCUAAUAUCUUUUAUUCACCUAGCAACACACCAUAACUAAAGUAUUAGUCAACAUUUCAUUAUUACUUUCAUAAUUCAGAAAUUAAUUUAAAUUUAAAUCAUCAUCUACAACCGUUCCUUGUCUCAAAGUCGUGAUUGAGUCGAAUAUCGAGUCUGCAAUUUACAUUCGCUCUUUCAUUAGGCCUAAAUGGUUGACGUUGUACAUUAACAGUGAUCGAACAAAAUAUGUCAAAACAAGAAGAAUUUACGGUUCCAUUGUCACUGUACAAUAAAGCUGUGGAGAGGGCAGUAAAGGCUGAAACAAAAAUGGAGUCAAGUAAUGCAUUAAAAUGGUUUGUAACAGCCCGUUCUGCUAUAGAAGAUUUCGAAGUGACACAUGUUCCUAAAAUAAGAAUUCAAGUAUCAAAGGAUAUAAACGAUUUAUUUGAAAGGAGACGAUUAAGAAGAGAGUUGAGAUGGCAACGUAUCUUAGAAAACGGUGAAGGUUAUCCUGUUAAAAAGUUAUUAGACCGACUUGAAGAGAACAAAAUGUCAAAAGAUGAAUUUUGUUUAAGAAUUUCCCAUGCCUACGGGCAGCUAUCAAAAAUGAUACAUAACGCAGUGUUAACACCAGGCUCUGGACAAAUUAGCUUCAGUUUUCUAACAUCGGAUGAAGAUGUCAAUAAAGCUAUAAAAAUUUUCAUGCAGGGGUUUGAAAUAAAAGAUCAGAUUAUUGAAAUAAUCAAAUGAAAACUUGUAAAUCCAUAUUUAUGUUCUUAUUCAGUUGAUGAUUUUUUACUGACAUUGAAAGUUGUAAUAUGAUCAGAUAACCAAUGGCAUUUUUUAAUAUUCUUUUUUCAAGAGCUGAAAAUAAAAUCAUGUAUGAGUUACACGUUAGCUCAGUCACUGGCAACCCGUGGCCCCCAGAAAAUGUUUCUACGGCCCUCCAAAUAUAUAUCAUGGUUUUUCAAAUACAUAUCAAUAUAUCAUUUAAAGUUAGUUGAGGACAACCGUCAACCGAUUAAUGAAACUAAUAAUAGUAUUAUGAUGUUGCUAUCCAUAAACAUUAAAUAUA